AGUGAUCGAAAACCCCCAUCUUGGCUGGUGUUUGCCGAGAUAAACUGCGGCUGGGAUUGCAAGCGGCAAAGGGCAAGCAAGAGCGAAAGGGGAAGCUGGAUGUAUGCCUCAAAAGUCGUGUGCGAGGGCGCCGAGAUAACUUAAAUGGCAGAUCUGGCCAAGCACUCUAGGGGAGCGAUCCGUGGUGCCGGCGCAGCCGGAAGGGCUUUGUGGCCCACGAGGCGGAUGGGGCAGACGGGUGUUUGCAUCAAGUGGGAGCGCGCACGAGCUUCAGGCGACGUCCGACAGGCGGUGCACGGCAGCGGCACCCCCAAGCCACCCGUAUAAACCCUCGGCAGGAAGCAAUAUUCGUGCGUGAAACGUGUGAGGGUGUGGGCUGCAGGAGAAGAGCGAAGCAAUGUCGAGAGGGUUCAGAAUGUGAGCUGAGGGGAGAGGUGCGUUUACGAGGGCUGUCCAGAGUAUCACAACCUCAUGAGUGCAAGAUUGAGACCCGCAGGAGAGGAUAACGACAGCCAACGAGAGGAAGAAAAGGCAAAAAUGAAAAUAAAAAUAAGAUCAGGCGGCCCGACGUGAUCUGCUAGAUCGAGAUCGAGAUCGAGCAGCGCGAGCGAGCGAAAGAAGCAAGAGGCCGGGUAACAAACGAGAACGCCUGCAUGUCAACCAGGCUGGGAGACAGAGGGAAGGCGAGUCUCCCAGAAGAGGCGCCUCGAGGCUACUUGCCGUGGGUAUUUGAAUGAUUAUAGAUACCUCACCAAUACGCCCGGCUCCGGACUAAAUUGGUUGAACGCCUUGGAGGGAGUCCAAGUCCCGGCGCUAGGUCCACGCCCCAGUAGAACAUAGGGAAGAGCACGCACAGCCAACUUGGGCAUGACGAUCGUAACAGGAGUGAGAGUUCUUUUUUUUUACAAGAGUACCUAGGUAGGUUAAGUAAGGCCCCGAGUAGCGCGAGGUCUAAGACGGCGAGGAAGAAUAUAUGAUAGUAG
Messenger RNA from Gaeumannomyces tritici R3-111a-1, 983 nucleotides. RefSeq lists its product as hypothetical. The record is from RefSeq and is a predicted model, not a curated record. The transcript has a single exon. Lineage: Eukaryota; Fungi; Ascomycota; Sordariomycetes; Magnaporthales; Magnaporthaceae. The coding region runs from base 145 to 327 and encodes 60 amino acids.